UUGUGGAGCUAAAUUGAAAAAACCCGGCAGUUUAGGAAUAUCAAAGCGGAAUAAAAAAGUGACUUUUGAAUUGAUGGCCAAGGACACGGAGCUCGAAAUGAUUUGCCGAAAUAGUCCACCCGUUCCACAGAGCCAUGAAGAUCCCUUUCCGCAACGAAAAAAUAAAAUUGUAUACCAUCCAACAGUGAAACAGUGGAUGUCUUUAUUGUCAGGCGCACUAAUUUUCAUUCCCGGCGGCAUGAGCAUGGCCUUCGGACUCGGCUGGAAUCUGCACACGCACAUACAGACCACGAUGCAAUUGCGUUACUCCUGGUUCGUGGGCUUCAUAAUUGGAGCCCUGCUGGCAGCGCCGCUCAUAAAAAGCGUGCCGAAGCGCCUCUUUGUGUUGCUUGGCGCCUUUCUGGUCAUCAUUGGCGGCAUCAUCUUCACCAGCGUGCCGUACAACUACAGCGCCGUACUGGCAGCGCGCUACAUCAACGGCAUCGCGAUCGGCAGCACGACGCUGGCAUUUCUGGUGCACGCCAGCGAAAUAGCGGCCACCGAGAACCGCGGCUUCUGCUUGUGGCUGGAGCAGAACAGCAUGACGAUCGGCAUUGUCAUACAAGUCGUCUACACAUCACAAUGGACGUCGCAGGUGUACUUCGCCGCCGAUCGCUUGCACGGCAUAUUCGCUAUCAUUUUCGGCGUACUCGCCAUUUGCUUGGCGCACUUCAUUGUGGAGUCGCCGAUCUUCUUCAUACGACAAUGUGAUGAUGCGCGUGCGCUCAAUUGCUUGCGACAGCUGCAGCGGCCCGAGUAUGCCGCACCGCAGACACUGCAAGUGUUGUUGCAUCAGCUGAAGACCUAUGUGGUGGAGACGGAGACGGUGGAGUGGCGCGAUACGCUGGUGCAUAGUCCGUUGCUGCGUUUACUGCUCUAUCGCAGCAUGGUCGCCUUCGGCUUCUCGCUGCCCAUGAACGAGGCGAUGAAGGUGGCCAAUUUGGUGGUGUUGCGCGAUUAUGAAUGGCAGCCCAUAGUGUUUGUCAUACUACGCGUGGGCGGCACCUUCUCAUCGCUGUAUAUGUUCGAUGUGACCGGCAGAAAGUUGGUGUCGUUGGUGGCGCUGCUACUCACCGCGGUGCUUUCAAUCGCUAUUGGUUGCGAGUAUGUGGAUGAGUUGAGCGUGGUGAGCGAAUACCAUAUGUCGGUUAUCUGUGUGCUUUCGCAACUCUUUCAGUUCUUUGCGGGUCUGUAUGCGCCCAGUUCGGCAGUAUAUUUGUGCGAAGCGUUUCCGAUGUCAGUUAAGCCGUACUUCAUAGCGGCCUGUCUGACGUUGCAGCAAGUGAUACAUAUUAUAGUCAUUUGCACCUUCCACUUCAACACCUACUCGAUGUAUGUGUAUGCGCUGUUUGUGGGCAUAUUGAUGUUGAUCCUGUUUGUGGUCUUCGCUGUGACCAUGCCGGAGACGCGCAAGACGACGUUGGGCGAGGCGCAGUUACGCUUUAGAAAACUCUUGCAUUUGAAGUGCUGUUAAACACGAAGAGUGGCUCAAUAUAUAGAAUAAAACGUUUAUGGGACGAACUAAGAAGCUCUUCGUAAUAUAUACGAAGACGCCUUCAUAAGCUCGCAGACUAUGGAGUUCAAGGAUGUAAAUAAACAUUUAACAUAGAAUAUAAACGGAACUAUAAUAAUGAUCUUAUGAGGCUGUUCGACUAAUUUAAUGAUGCUAAAUCGAUCUGGAAGAAAUUUUGUGAAGUACGAACAUUUUAAAAACUAUUUCUUUUCUACAAUCAACCAACUUCCAAUGCAUUUUUUUUCAUGAUAAACUUCUUUAUUACGGCUUGAUUGUUAGAUUGAUCAAACCGCGUGUGAUCUUCGCAUAAUCGCCUUUCUAUUUAUUAAAGGACUCUGUUGAUCGUAAACCAUGGCUUUACCCGAACAAGAGUCAGAAGCAGUCAUGUAUAGAAAUGUAUAACAGAAUUAUUAACAGAUUUUAGGCGCUUGGAGUGCUACAUUAAGUGUAUUAAGUAAUUUUGACCACGUUUGAUAUAGUACUCUUCCCGACACCCUUGUCCUAUUGUCCUAAACGCCGUAAAUGUUGAUAUUAAUACUGAUGAUGCGUUAAUAAACUCAUAUUUACUCUUAUUGACAAAUCAAAUUUAUUUUUUUGCGAGCUUAAAAGUGUACCCUAGUAAUGAAAAAAACAGUUAUUUUCAGUAAAAUUUAGUUCAACAGCAAUCUGUAAUAUUUCUUUGAAUUGCUGUUAACUGCUUAUGUAACAACCAAUUUAACUGAGUUUGAGAGCUAACAGUCAUUUUUCUAGCUUAUAACUUACGAGUGUAAUUCGAUCAGAUAACCACCGCCCACAGAGUGGAACUACUUUAACAUUGAGCAUUUCUUUGGAUUAUUAUAUGACAAAGGCCAAACGUUUAGUGCAGUUUCAUUACUUAAUUUACUUAUUUUCGGUUUCUGUUUAU
Bactrocera tryoni is the source of this 2456-nucleotide messenger RNA. RefSeq lists its product as uncharacterized. NCBI's taxonomy places the organism in Eukaryota, Metazoa, Arthropoda, Insecta, Diptera, Tephritidae. Bases 74 to 1513 code for a protein of 479 amino acids. Gene Ontology annotation, biological process: transmembrane transport. The record is from RefSeq and is a predicted model, not a curated record. Gene Ontology annotation, cellular component: membrane. Gene Ontology annotation, molecular function: transmembrane transporter activity. The transcript has 3 exons.